AUGUGGUGUAUUAAAACUAGUAAUAUUAAUAUAGAAAAACCCAAUCAAAAAUCCGUUGUCAACAAAUUACAGUCUAAAUUUUCUAUACCUUACAAGUCUGUUUUUAGAGCUGAACGUCUUCAAUCCUUGUUGGAAUAUGAGUGUCAAAAAAUACUAAUAUUAGCAAUAGAUCCUAUACAAUUCCAACUAACCGAUAGUUGGGAUGUCAAAUCUGUGGAAGCUGCAAAUGUAUUGAUUCAUGCAGAUGUAAAGCUACAACAAAUUCUAGCUAUACUUGCGAUGAAAACAGUUCUUAUAUUUCUUCGCAUGGGUAAUAGACUUUUAGCAUUGGUCGAAGAAAAAAGAAUAACAGCUGCCAAUGCAACACUUUACAAAUAUAAUCAACAACAACUGUUAAUACCAUCAUCAGAAACUAAUGUUUCUUCAUCUGAACCACAAUUAUUUAUUUUAAGUGAUAAAAUGCCACCAUUGAAGUGGGUUGGUGUUCAACAGCAAAAAAUUCCGGGUUUGGUAUUUAAUAGAUAA
Messenger RNA from Entrophospora sp. SA101, 525 nucleotides. NCBI's taxonomy places the organism in Eukaryota, Fungi, Glomeromycota, Glomeromycetes, Entrophosporales, Entrophosporaceae. The record is from the annotation of a GenBank genome assembly.